UUUUUUUUUUUGGUCUUUUGUUGUAUUACUUUCCAAUUCAUCCUUUUUUAUUUUUUUAUUUUUUUGUAACUAUUGUCUUCAUUCAAUCAUGUCUUCUGUGUUUGUCUCUGACAAUAGCGGAACCCAACAACAAAAGGCAAAUGAACCUUCACGACCAAAACGACCUAGAUCUAGUUUAGCAUGUAUUCGUUGUCGAAAGAAAAAGGUCAAAUGUGAUUUUGUUCAGCCUACUUGUGGACGUUGUGCUUUGGCAGGACUACCUUGUAGUUAUGCAACACCACCUCGUCGAGUGGAUGGUCAUGCUUUUGAUCAACUUGGUAGUCAUGUAGAAGAACUUAGGGGACGUAUGCAAAAGAUGCAAUCUGAACUGGCCAUGAUGAAAAGUAAUCUACAUCCUUUUUCUGGUACUACUGGACCUUCUGAUGAUAGUAUGAUGUUGGGAGGAACCAUCAACAAUAAUACCAACAAUAAUACUGGCAAUAAUAGUCAACUUAUGGGUAUGCUUCCGUCUACUUCUUUUGGAGAUUCUUUUGAUAAUCGAAAUAACAAUAUGGCUUUGAUGGAUCCUUCUAUGGCUUCUCAACAACCUGUGACUUGGAAACUAUCACUUUCACCUUCUGGAUUACGUAUCGAUACUAAUAUUGCAAGUGUGGCUGAUUUGUAUCGUAUUUUAUUAAAUGGUAUUAGUCAAUUGAAUAUUAAUGGGGAUUCAGCUGCAAGUUUAUUCAGUACCGACUCUAUACGAAGUGCCACGGAAAGGAAACAACAACAACAACUUGGACGAUCUACUGCAACUGGUUUGGAUGAUCACAAUAAUUCAAUGUCUCCAUCUUCAAAUGCAUCUAUUAAAUCUUCACAUCAACAAGGACUAGGAACGGGUAUGAUGCUGAGCGAUACUGCUGGUAACGGUGGACCUAGUGGAAGACUAUGGGAAGUAGAUGACAAGGAAGCUCGGCAAAUCUUACAAGAACAAUAUCAACAACAACAAAUGGAUGAUACUAUGGCCCCAGAAAUUUUAGAUCAAUUAAUGCACUCAUGCUAUCAUCAAUGUUUUUUAGCUUAUCAAUUGGUCGAUAAAGAGACAUUCAUGAAACAAUACGUGACGGAACCUGGUCUUGAUCCCCUACUUGCCAAUUCGAUUAAUGCUUGGAUGUCAAAACAUGGUUGUGUCUACCAUAAUGCUACUCCUGGUACAAAUCCUGCUAAAAUGGGUGACUCCUAUUUCAAGAAUGCACGUCAAUUACUCAAAAAAUGCUUCGAUAUUAGUAGUCCUGUCACGAUUCAUGCACUAUUGAACCUUUACAUGUAUCAACUCAGCAGUGGAAGAUCUAGUUUGGCUUAUCUUUAUAUUGGUUUGGGAAUUCGAAUGGCUCAAGAUUUGAAGUACCACAAAAAGGAACAUAUGCCUAGUGAUCCUCAAGAACGAGAAACCAAUAAACGAUUAUGGUGGUCAGCAUAUUGGUUGGAUCUUUGUGCUGCUCUGGAAUCAAAUAGACCGACAAUGGUGGAUGAUAAGGAUUGUGAUUUGGAAUAUCCCAUCAAAUUGGACACGGAAGAUGAUGAAACUGGUUAUCGAAUUGAUUUUUGUGUACAUUCUAUUAAACUAAUGAAGAUUCGAAAGGAUAUCACCAAACAUUUACCCUCUGAACAAUCUGGUCAAUCUCUAUUAUCGGCCAUCUCUAGAUUGGAAAAUGCAUUGACAAAUUGGCUCAAUGAACUACCCAAGCACUUACGAUUUGAUUAUGAUGACCAAUUCCAAAAGACAGGCUCUUUCCGUGAUGAAGCAACCUUGAUUCUUAAUAUUCAAUAUCAAACCACUUGGAUCAUGCUACACAAGUUCUUUUUACCAAAGAAGGAUCAAACUGCCACACCCGUUGCCUUACUCUCUCUCAACAUUUGUACAAAGUCAGCAAACUUUAUCACCAAAAUGCUCGAUCUUUAUUCAACUCAUUUACCAUGGUGUCAAUUCUUUUAUGCUCUGGAUGGUGUGAUUGCAAGUGUGACGAUUCAUCAAGUCAAUGCCGUGUCUAACGAGAAGGAAUUAGCAUCUCUGGCUCAGCGCAAUUUGAUCAUGACUGCCAAUGUCUUGCGAGGUUCUCCUCUUACUUAUAUGGACAAGGUGAAUGAUAUUAUGGAUAGCAUUGAUUCUUUUCUCAAACAAAAUGGUUUACCCACUCAUAUCAACGAUAUUCCACCUAUCAAUGAGGACUCGGCCAAUCAACAGUCAAUUUCUUCCGUUUUCGAUCCAGCUACUAUAUUUGAACAACAACAACAACAACAGCAAAAACAAAAACCUUCUUCUACACCUCCAGCAUCUACAGGAUCUAAUAACAGCAAUAGCAACAAUAGUAAUACAGUACAUCAAUCUAUGGGCAUGUCUAUUCCAUCCUCCUCAACACCACAAACUACACCUGGAUCUGUGGCCGGAACCAGUUCCACGUCUCCGUUUGGCAUCUCAUCACCACGUCCUCAACAACAACAACAACAACAACAACAACAACAACAACAACAACAACAACAGCAUUCUCAUCUACCACCUAGAAACACUGUACCAUCUCAACUAUCCCCACAUCAUAUGUUUCCUCAUGAUACGAUGAGUCCCAUUCCAAUGAUGCAUUCACCUCAACCUAAAAUGGAAAUGAUACCUUCUUUACCCAAACAAGAUUCAGCACCUCAGCAACAACAACAACAACAACAACAACAGCAGCGGCAGCAACAGCAACAACAGCAACAGCAAAAUGUUCCCACUUCUGUUUAUGCACAAUCUUUACCACCACAACCGCCUUCAAUGAUGGAUCCUUCAGCAAUGAUGUUCAAUGAUACGAUGAUGGGACUAGGACAGGGAAUGGAUGCAUCAUUUUUCCCUGGGAUGGCAGGUGCAUUUGGAUCAACAUCUACUCCGACUGAAAAUGUAUAUACUCAUCAAUCUUUGCCUUCACAGUCUCACCUUCAUCACACACCACAACAACAACAGCAGCAUCAUCAACAACAGCAGCAACAGCAUCAUCAUCAACAACAACAACAUCAACAGCAGCAUUCUCAACAGGAUAUGGCUUCAAUGUUCGCGAAUCCCAUGCUGGCAGGUACUUUUGGGAAUAAUGAUAGUACAUUUGGAUUGGAUCAAGGACUUUAUGCUUCAACUUCUUAUCCACCAUUUGUUAACCAACAACAACAACAACAAAAUCAUCCAACAUCAUCUUCUGAUUUAUUCCAUUCUUUACACCAACAAACAUCGUCUACAGUUGGUGCACCUUCUACCGGCAUCACUACAACCACAUCGGUAUCAACAAGUACAAUCAACUCAUCAAAUCAUAGUGUACCAUCAUCUAUAUAUGGACCGACUCCAACAACCUCCACCUCUGUUACUAAUGGUCCUCCUAUAGAUGGCUUGUUAAACAUGGAUCCCGACACAAUGAAUGCAUUCUUACAAUACGCACCUGGCAAUUUUACAACGCCAUUUGGUUAUCAACAACAACAGCAACAACAGCAACAGCAGCAGCAACAACAGCCAAUGAUGCCUUCUACUUCUUCUGAUUUGAUGUUUGCAACUGCGGCGGCAAAUAGGAAACGUCAACGUGAUUGGGAUCAACAAGAAGGUUAAUAUGGAUGGUCAAUUUCUUCAGUUAGUUAUAUCUAGUUUAUUUAUAUUUUUACACAUAUAGUAUUUUAUAUAUCUUUUUAUUUAUUUAUACGACUUUUAUCUUUGAUUGAUGGGGUACUCUUUUUUUUUUGUCUUUUAAAUAUGCAUCACUUUUGUAGCAUUUUUUUUUCUUAAUAAAACAUAUUACAUAUUUUUUAUACAUAUCAUCAAACAUGAAU
Halteromyces radiatus is the source of this 3819-nucleotide messenger RNA. Its product is annotated as fungal-specific transcription factor domain-containing protein. Bases 89 to 3601 code for a protein of 1170 amino acids. Gene Ontology annotation, molecular function: DNA binding; zinc ion binding; DNA-binding transcription factor activity, RNA polymerase II-specific. The record is from RefSeq and is a predicted model, not a curated record. NCBI's taxonomy places the organism in Eukaryota, Fungi, Mucoromycota, Mucoromycetes, Mucorales, Cunninghamellaceae. Gene Ontology annotation, biological process: DNA-templated transcription; regulation of DNA-templated transcription. The transcript has 2 exons.